ACCUGCUUCAUUUCUCUCCUUCCCGAAUCUUCAGUUUCACACCCACUUGGAUGGCCCGUUGGGCUGCCUCUUCAUCUUCGUAAUCGCACUAGUGCAUGCCUGGCCCUGCAGUUGGCUCCGCAAUUCUGGUCCGGACCUUAGACAGCUAACGCGGCUGCGAACGACAGAUAUUAACGCUUUAUUCAGGCGACUUUUAUAAUUCGAUAAUUCUGCCGCGUUCACUCGCUAACCCCUCCUGAAAAAUGUCGUCAGCCAGUUACAAUCUCGGCAUCGCCGAGGCCGCACGGUCGCACGCGGCGCCGCAGCACCCGUCGCUUGCGUCGUCGCUCGUCGUCCGCGCGUCGUCGCUGAGCGGGUCCAGCAUGCACCUCCUCUCCACCUCCCGCAGCCCGUUCCUCGCGGGAACAAGCCCCGCCGCAGCACUCCGCGCGUGGCGCAGCGGGGGAGCGGCGUCCGCGUCUGGUCCAGUGAAGGUGAAGGGGAACUUGUGGGACGAUCUGCAGCGCGCGGCGUCGGGCGCGGGCGCGGGCGCGGGGAAGGAGGAUUAUCUUGACAAGGGGAAGAAGAAGUAUGGCCGCGAGACCGUGCAGUAUAAACCGAACCGCACCGCGGCUGGGCGGAAGAGCGCGGGGAGCGGUGGAACUACCAUCAUUAGCAAGUCCCCCAGCACCCCCGGGCGCAAGGGCACGCAAUUCGCCGUCCGCAAAGCUGCGGGGAAGUCAGGCGGAGGCACGCAGCUGCUGGUGCUGGGGGAAAAGGGCAAGGACAAGGGGAAGGGCGCGCGCAGCGGGAAUGGGGAGGGCGGAACGCAGAAGGUGCUGUCGGACGUGGCGUCGGGGCUGGGGCUAGCGCUGGGCGGCAGGGGCGGCGCGCAGCAGGACGGCAAACUGGUGUUCGUGGUCGGCGCCGGCAGCAGCGUGGGCGCCGCCACUGUGAGGGAGCUCGUCCGCCUGGGGUACCGCGUGCGCGUGCCCGCUAACGAGGCGGACGCCGCGCAGCCGCUGCUGGCCGAUCUACCCGAGCCACCCAAAGGCCUCUUCGACAUGUUUCUCCCCGGUGGCGCCAGUCUCCCCGCGGUGGAGUACGCAGAGGGGCAGGGCGCGUGGCCGCUGGGCGCGGGGGUGAUAGGCGCGGAGGGCGCCAUGCGCGGGGUGGGGAGCGUCGUGUGCGUGGCGGACGGCGUUGACGCCAGCGUCAUCAAAGCGGCGGAGGAGCUGCAGGCGCGGCGGUUCAUUCUGGUGCUGCCGCCCAUCAACAACCCCCUCGCCAAGCUGUUUGAGGCGGCUUCGUGGCAGGCCAAGGCGGAGCAAGCCCUCGCUGACUCCGCCCUUGACUUCACUGUCGUCCGCACGCCCACCAUCGUGGAAUCCCUCUCAGCGGCCUCCUCCCCUCCCCCCUCCGCGCCUGCUGACUCUUCCGCCUCCCCCUCCUCCGACUCCUCCGCCCCUGCCCCCGCGGCCUCCCCCCGCCUGGCGCUGCACCUGGGGCCCAACGCGCGUGCAUCCAUCUCACAGGGGUGGCCGUCUGGGACCAUCUCGCAGAAACAGUUGGGUCGGCUGGUGGCGGGGCUGUUGAAGGAGGGCUCCCCCAAGCUCAAGCGCCGCGUGGUGGACGCCGUGGUCGAGCCCUCCUCCUCCCCUCAGCCCUCGCUGUCGGCGCUCAUCGAUAGGGCGCUCUCCGAGUCUGCUGUCACUGCCGCUGCUGCUGCUGCUGCUGCUCGCGCCCCGUCGGCAGACAAGCCUGCGGCUGCUGAGGCGCCUGCCUCCCCUACCAAGCCCAAGUUCAAGCUGCCUGACAUGGCCCUGCCCACUGCCGUCACGGGCAACAGCACUUCCAAGGACAGCAAGGAGAACGGCAAGAAGGAAAAGGAGGCUGAGGGGGAGAAAGGUUUGGGGAGGGGGAAGCUGGGCCUGAAGGAGGCUGAGAAUCUGCUGUCUCUCUUCACCAAGCCCAAGGAGGCCACUCCUGCUGUGGAGCCCACUCCAGCCUCCUCUGACCCCGUGGCGCGCGCACAAGAGGCAGUGGCCAAGGCACAGCAGCUCGCGCAGUCCUUCUCCCUGCCGUCGCUCUCCUCCGCCUCGGGCACCAAGGGCGGCACGCAGCGUGGGGGCACCAUGCGCGGCGGCACGCUGCGCAUUGGCGGGGCGAAGGGGGGCACGCAGCGGGGCGGGACGAAGGUGAUUGACAAGCGCGCGCAGCAGCAGAGGAACCUGGCGGCCAAGGCAGCGCAGAGGAGGGAGAGGCAGAGGCCGGUGCAGCGCCAGGGGAGCCAGCGCGGGCGGAAGGAGGAGGAGGGCGAGCAGGGCGGGAUUGACCUGGUGGGGUCGUGGGUGCAGGGCAUCCAGUCGUUCGACGGCCAGCUGCCUUCCGGGCCAACCAAGAAGCAAUCCCCUGCGAUGGCCUGGCUGCAGUCGCUGCUGCCGCAGGAGGAGGUGGUGGAGGAGGAGCCAGAGCAGCAAGGCCCCCUCGCUGCAGCCCGCCGCCUCUUCUCCCCACCACCGCCUGCCCCACCUGCUCCUAAAGCGCCCACUGGCGCUGCUGCCCUCGCGUCCACUGCUGCGUCUGCUGCCGCUGCUGCUGCGGUGGUGACGGCAUCUGCUGCCGUGUCUGCAGUGGCCGGCCUCGCGCAGGUGGUCGCCCCAUCAGCCACACCGGAAUCGCCAUCCACUGCUGAUGCUGCAGAUGCUGCCGCUGCUGGAACGGCUGCGUCCCCUGCUGAAGCAGAGGACAGCAUUGAGGAGAGCAUGCAGGGGGUGCGGGCUCUGGCAGGAGCUGCAGCGGACGCACUGAAGGACGCAGUGGCCAGUGCUGCUGACAUGGUGAUGCCGGAUAGCGCUGCCGAGGUUACGGAAGAAAGUGCCGCCAAGACUCCUGCUCAAACUCUUGCCGCUGCACCUGCUGCUGCCGCUGCUGCGGCUUCUGCUGCUGCUUCCGCUGCUGUUGCUGCUGUUGCCGCUGCUGCUGCUCCUGUUGCUGCCGCCGUGUCUGCCCCAGUUGCUACUCUCGCCCCCACUCCUGCAGCUCCUGCUGCUGCCGCAAAGGCAAGUGAGGUGAGUGUGAAAGCAGCGGUGAAAGAGGUGGUGAAUGAGAAGACUGCAGAGGAGAUUGCUCGGGAAGAGGAGGAGAAGCGCAAGCGAGAGGAGGAGAGGACGAAGGCGGAGGAGGAAAAGAGGAUCCGAGAUGAGGCGAGGAAAAAGAAAGAGGAGGAGGAGAGGAAGAAGAGGGAGGCGGAGAGGAAGGUGCGCGAGGCGGAGAGGAAGAAGCGGGAGGAGGAGAGGCGCGCACGGAUCGAUGCUGAGUGGAAGGCCCGAGAACUGGAGAGGAAGCGAGUGGAGGCUGAGGAGAAGAGGAGGCAGGAUGAGAGACGGCUGAUGGAGAAGAGGCGGCAGGAGGAGGAGGCUCUGCGGCUAGCGCAGCUGAGGCAGCAGCAGGCAGAGGAGAGGCACAAGCAGGAGGAGGAGAGGAAGAAGCAGGAGGCGGAGAGGAAGAAGCAGGUGGAAGCUAAGAAGAAGGCGGAGGAGGAGAAGAAGCAGAAGACGGAGGAGGAGAAGCGUGAGGCACUGAAAAGGGCUCAGGAGGAGGCUCUGCUGGCAGCCAAGAAGCUGGAGGAGGAGGGGAGGAAGCGCAAGGAGAGGCUGCCGUACCCGCAGCCGGCACAGCCUGAAUCAGAUGGCGUUGUGUACAUCACAGGCAACACUACGCCUGGUCGCUACUUCACACUUACACCCAUGGCAGAGCGGAAGAAACAGUAGGUCGUAGUGAAUUUCCAGCUGAAGAGUGGGUGGGUGUGUUGGGGGUAAUGGUUUGUCUUUUGCUUUGUGUUUUUUCAGGAAUACGACUAGAUAUUGCAAUAAUUUAACGUGACCUUUAUUGUCUAUUGUCAAUA
Molecule: messenger RNA, 3886 nt
Organism: Closterium sp. NIES-67
Lineage: Eukaryota; Viridiplantae; Streptophyta; Zygnematophyceae; Desmidiales; Closteriaceae
Source: the annotation of a GenBank genome assembly